Messenger RNA from Rotaria socialis, 861 nucleotides. Lineage: Eukaryota; Metazoa; Rotifera; Eurotatoria; Philodinida; Philodinidae. The record is from the annotation of a GenBank genome assembly.
AUGGGAGAGCAGAUACCACUGCGACUAAAUUCUGCGAAGACAUGCAGAAUAUGCUUUGAUACUGAUAACCCUAAUGAUUUUAUUAGUCCAUGUUUAUGCAAAGGUGGAUCAGCAUACGUUCAUAGAAAAUGUUUAGAUGAUUGGCGAUCGGUUAAUAAAAAUGGUAGAGCUUUCAAUUAUUGCGAUGUUUGCCAAUUUGAAUAUGUUAUUGAACCAGUGGUAGAUGAUCCAUCGUCUGAUAAACACAGAUUGCUUGUGUUUCGUUUAUUAGUUACUCGUGAUAUAACCUUGAUUGUUUUAUUAUUUCAAUUAAUCAUUGUUGGCAUGACAUUUUUGUUACAGGCUGCCGAUAAGAAAUCGAAUACAAUUAAAGAUUUAUAUCCAAAUUCUAUGAGUUCAUUUGGUAUCUAUUAUCUGAGCAGCUUAAUAUUAUUCUUCGCUUUCUUAGGACUCCUUGGUUUGAUUGGUUUCUGUUGUGGAUGGAUGAACGAUAAUCACAACACAAAUAGAAGAAGUGAUACUUGUCCAAAUUGCGCUUGUUAUCCUUAUAAUUGUAUAUGCCUGGAUUGCCAUGGUUGUGAUGGAGAUAAUAACUGUAGUGGAGGUGGAGGCGAUGGAGGCGGCGCUGCUAUAGUAGUGAUAGCCAUUAUAUUGAUAUUUGCUGCUAUUGGAAUAGUUGUUGGAGUGAUUUUAACUGCAAUGCUUGUAAGCAAGAUAAUGAAACGUCAUACAAAUAAAUUGUGGUUAAGGCAAGAAGCUAAAAAAUAUGUUGUAACCGAUUUUCAAGGAAGAAUGCACGAAUUGGAGAGCAUGCCAGCUCAGCGUCGUAUCGAAGUAUCAACUAUACAUGUACAAAAAUAA